AUGAUGGGAUCAAGUGCCUCUGAGGUCAUCUUUAUCUCUGUCAUUCACAACAUCACUUUGAUGGGCAAGGUGUGGCUCGUUGUGAUGUUCUUCCUCCGUAUCCUGAUCCUCCUCUUGGCUGGUUAUCCUCUCUACCAGGACGAGCAGGAGCGAUUUGUGUGUAACACCAUUCAGCCCGGAUGUGCAAACGUGUGCUAUGAUCUAUUCUCUCCCAUCUCUCUCUUCCGCUUCUGGCUGGUGCAGCUCGUCACCUUGUGUCUCCCCUACGUCGUCUUCAUCAUCUACGUGGUCCAUAAGGUCUCGAAAGGCUUCACCCUGGAUAUGAACCCCAUGGGUCACAUGAAAACUUUCCCGUUGCUCAAGAUCCGCCAGGAACCGUUCAGCAAGACCUCUGUAAACAAGAUGGCUGAGCGAGGGUGGGCCCGGUGCUUCACGGGAGCCUACAUCCUCCAUCUGUUGGUCAGAACAAUGCUGGAGGCAGGGUUUGGGGCAGCUCACUACUAUCUAUUUGGGUUCUACAUCCCCAGGAGGUUCCUGUGCCAGCAUCCACCGUGCACCACCCAGGUGGACUGCUACAUCUCCAGGCCCACUGAGAAAACCGUGAUGCUUAACUUCAUGCUCGGCGGGGCUGCUUUGUCCCUCUUCCUGAACGUGUUGGAUUUCAUCUGCGCCAUCAAGCGCUCAGUGAGGCACAAGAGCAAGAUGAUGGUGGUGGAGAAGAUAUGUGAGGAAGAGCAGUGUUUCCUUUCAGGCAGGGGAGCCUCAAUAGGAAUAGAACCAAACGAUUCACCGGCUAAGCAGGGACAAGAAGCAGAGGCUGGUCACACUGGGAGUUUCCGGAAAAGGCGAGGCAGCAAGGGCUCUUGUGGAGGGCUUGCUUUAGGUCAGGAACCCCCCUGCCUAGAGCGCUCCUCUCUUCCACGCUCUCCAAGAAACCAAGGCUACAACACCAACGGAAACAAUGGCUCUGUUUCCCAAGAGGAUGCACUGGAAAGAAAUGGCAGCGAAGUGGCUCUGUGCCCCCCAGAGCCACCGGGGACACCCAGAUCGAUCCGUGUUAGCAAACGCGGUCGGCUUAAACCGCCACCUCCGCCCAGACGGAACCUUGGGUCUUCCCCCAGGGAGCCAGCAGGGCCCUUUGGAGACGUUUCUGCAGCAAUUUGUGCCAGAAGGGUGGGUCAGUAUACGCUGGUUGAGCUGGGUAGUGGCGCAGAGCUACACACCAAUGAUGAAGAGAAAAGGUCAGAGUGGGUGUGA
This is a messenger RNA of Cyclopterus lumpus (lumpfish), 1257 nucleotides long. RefSeq names its product gap junction delta-4 protein. Gene Ontology annotation, cellular component: connexin complex. The transcript is spliced from 2 exons. NCBI's taxonomy places the organism in Eukaryota, Metazoa, Chordata, Actinopteri, Perciformes, Cyclopteridae. Bases 1 to 1257 code for a protein of 418 amino acids. Gene Ontology annotation, biological process: cell communication. The record is from RefSeq and is a predicted model, not a curated record.